Molecule: messenger RNA, 4263 nt
Organism: Cydia pomonella (codling moth)
Lineage: Eukaryota; Metazoa; Arthropoda; Insecta; Lepidoptera; Tortricidae
Product: disintegrin and metalloproteinase domain-containing protein 33-like
Exons: 17
Coding region: 69-3137 (1022 amino acids)
Biological process (GO): membrane protein ectodomain proteolysis
Molecular function (GO): metalloendopeptidase activity
Source: RefSeq, a predicted model, not a curated record
UCGAUAACUUAAGUUAGAUUUUUCCUCCGAAUGUAAGUUAGUUUGUUUAGUGAUUGUUGAAAACCAAAAUGUUGAAAAAUGACGCUUUGGCCUUGUGGUACUUGUGUUUUGUGUGCAGCCUAAUAUUACUGGAUUUGACGAGCUACAUACAAUGUCAUGGACAUCCCUCAACAGACUUCAUCAAACAUAAUAUCGUUAAGCCUACAUUGCAGCAUGGCAGAACGAAGAGAGAAAUCACAUCUACAAAAGAUGUGACAGGAACCCACCACCGCGAUGUGAUCAUAACUGUGAGCAUCGACGGCGAGGAACAAGUGCUCGAACUGCAACUUAACGAGGUGCUGGUGCCGCGAGGACACUCUCUGAUCUAUCAGCAGGAUGGCCGGUCAAUAGUUCAUGUGCCAAAGAGAGAGGAGUUGGACUUAUGCCAAUACAUGGGACGCGUGCGCGGUAAGCAGGGCUCGUGGGCUGCGGUCUCAACGUGUGACGGAGUGCAGGGCGUCAUCUACGACGGACAGCAGCUGCGGUACAUCGAGCCUGCUCACGGUGACAUUAAUGGGGAACACUUCCUAUACUCACACGAGCAUCUGACGAGGAAACACCACUGCGGUUACCAGAAUGGCUCCAAGCAAAACUUCAGUCACAAUCCUCAUAAUUCUGUGCUGUUUCAGCAAGGCGAUGAGUUGGAACGAAAGUCUAAUCGGGACAAACGCCACGCAUUCGACAACACUUUAGUCCAAGAGCCCUACAACGCAAACAAGCGUUCGCGCUACGUGGAGCUCGUGCUGGUUGUGGACCACGGGGAGUAUCUCGCCAGCGGACAAAACAUACGCUUAGUCCAUCGGCACAUGAAGGACCUAGCCAACAUCAUCAACUCGGUGUACGCUCCGCUGCACAUUUUCAUAUCCCUGGUGGGUGUCGAGGUGUGGACGGAGGUAGACAAGAUCACGCUGGACAUGGACAGUCAAGCCACGCUCAAUAACUUUAAUAAGUACCGGAGCACGGAUCUCGUCCACAGGAUACCCAAUGACAAUGCUCAUCUGCUCUCCCGGCAGAAAUUCAAGGAUGGCGUCGUUGGCAAGGCACACUUGGGCAUGAUCUGUUCAAAUGAGAAGUCCGCAGGGGUGGAGACCAAUCACUCCGGAGUGUUUGGGAUCGUAGCCAUGACUAUAGCGCAUGAAAUGGGGCACAACUUUGGCAUGGGCCAUGACGAUGAGCAGGACGGAUGCGUGUGCCCAGACAAGAGGUGCAUCAUGAGCUCGUAUACAAGCGAUUCAAUUAUUCCUGUGCGCUGGUCUUCCUGCAGCCUGAGAAAUCUCAGUCGUUCUUUUGAAAAGGGUUUGGAUUACUGUCUACGUAACAUACCGAAGAGACUUUUCGAGUCACCAACCUGCGGUAACGGGUUCCUAGAAGAGGGCGAGGAAUGUGACUGCGGGACCUCACCCGGAGCGUUCUCCCCUAAGGACAGUGAUCGCAACGCGUGCACGGCGUGCUGCAAGCCCGACUGCACCCUGCGGGCCAACGCCACGUGUGGCCACGGCCAGUGCUGCGAUAUAAGGACGUGUCGUCCUAAGGCGCCUGGCACGGAAUGUCGCACCGCGAACAGCGAGUGUGACCUGCCGGAAUUCUGUAACGGGAACUCGCCAUUUUGUCCGCAAGACGUGCACAAGAUGGACGCCACACCUUGUCGGACGGGACAGGCGUACUGCGUGCGAGGUGCAUGCCGUACCCACACGGACCAGUGCCGACUGCUGUGGGGGAUUACGGGCGAACGAUCCGAUGACGCGUGCUAUAACGAGCACAACGUUCACGCCGACGAAUACGGUAACUGCGGUUACGAUCGCGUGUCGCAGAGAUUCCGCAGCUGCUCGCCGCAGGACGCCUUGUGCGGCAUGCUGCAGUGUACCCAUCUCGGAGAAAAUAAAAUCCACCUCGGCGACAUUUAUACUGCAAGGAUGAUGUCUUAUCCCGCGCAGAAGGGCAGAGGUAUGGUGGUCCCGUGUCACACGGCGAUUAUCGACUUUGGCCUGAGGGACGUGGACCCUGGCCUGGUGCCUGACGGCGCUAAGUGCGGACCCGAUAAGAUGUGCAUGCAGCAGAGAUGUGUGUCGGUUGAGCGAGUGAGAGAGAAAGCGCAGCGAGCAGCGGGCUCUAUCUGUCCGUCUAACUGCUCCGAGCACGGCGUGUGCAACUCCAAUGGUAACUGCCACUGCUCGGCGGGCUACGCGCCGCCGCAGUGCGCGCGGCCCGGCGCGGGCGGCUCGCAGGACUCCGGGCCCGCGGCCGACACUCACGAUCUAUCGAGAUUCAUGGUUGCAAUGUACAUAAUCUUCCUCGGCAUCGUCCCUGCAAUUAUACUGGUACUAGUCCUCAUCUACUUCUGUGCCUGUUGCUCUCCUCUCCGCUUCAAAAUUUUCAAAUCACACUACUCCAAACCUACCAACAUUGGUUCUAAGUUUGCACUUCCUAAUAUUAACUCAUUUAAAAAGUGGUUUUAUGAUAGCGAUGAAGUUAAUCGUGGUAACUGUAAAUUUAAUGUAAAUGAUGAUAAAGAGAAUAAAAUUGUUACUGUUAAGAAUAAAUUCGAUGGUCACAAGUAUAAGGAAAUAUGUUAUGUUGAUAUACCUAGUACAAAUGUAGCUAAGAGUGUGGUACAUGCUCAAUCAAAUAAAAAAAAUGUUACAGUACCGGUCAAAUUAAAAUAUACAAUAAAUAAAGAAGAUAUAGUUAUUGUUGAAAAGUAUAAUCAUGCUCCUGUUCAUAAUAAGACUUCAACUGUGGCAAAUAAUUUGGAUGUGAUCAAACCCAAAGUUGACGAUAUGAAAAAUAAAUAUGAGUCACUCACACAGAAUUCUAACUCCAAUAUUCCUAAUAUUAAAGACUUAAAUAAAGAACUUACAAUGCAUAAGAACAGUAAAAUGUCACCCAUAAAUAGACCUAAACCUAAUCUAAAUCCCAAACCUGCUAAUCAGAAACCUAGUGUAAGUCCUAAACCAGGUGUCAACCCCAAACCUAACAGGCUGCCAAAAAAUAGACCUAAGCCAGGAAUAAUAAAUGCUGGUCUCGCUUCUACAACUAAUGAGUUCCUCAAUCAAAGGUCGAAGUUGCGAAAAGUUGGUAAUGUAAAUGUUAAUAAAUAAUGGGGAGUAUUCCUGCAACAAUGUUCUGUCGCCAUCGCCAGGGUGCAGCACUAGCUCAUAUCGUAAACCAUAUAGAUUAACCUAUACAAAGUUACUAUGCCUUAAACAGUUUUUUGGCAAGUUUUUACUAUGACUUUGAUGCAUCAAGGUUUGUAUACAGAGUCUACAGCGAAAGUUCGUUAUCUGCCUCUCUAUCGCUCGAAUAUGCAAGAAGGAGAAGAAGAGAGGUAAGUAAAUCGUGUUUCGCGGUAGGACCUGUGUUUGUGCAAGUAGCGCCCUCUACGCAGUUUUUUUUGCCUAUUUAGGCAAUAUACUUUAGGUAUCUAAAAAAAUGUUUACAGCUUAUCAAAUUUAUAUAAAAAUUAAACAUUACCUUACCUUUAGACAUUGCAUAGUCUGUCAGUAUCUGUAUAACAGAACUGUUUUAUGUAUUUAGAUAUAACUUACAGUAUUUUUUUUGUAAAAAUGUAAUAAGAAUAUGGAACAAACUUGGUUAUCUCUAAAAAUAGCUAAUUUAUAAUGUAAGUUAAAAAAAACAAUCUUUGUGUAAAACUUUUUUGUUUGCAAGUAGAUGCAGUCAGCAACAAAUCUGUCUGAGCAUGCAAGGUUUUCAAAAUGAUCUAUACACAUUAUUAUUCUCUUCUAGCUACACAUAGGUAACUUCUGCUGUUGACUCUUUGAAACAAGCUUUACUUACAUAAGAUCUAUUUUUAUAUACCAGAUACUAUGAAUGUCUGUUUGUUGCCCCAUUUUUACUUUGUUAUGAGAUUGGGCCCAAUCUCACGAGUAGACAAGUGAACUAUGUUUUUAAUAGGUAAUUUAAGAUACAAAUACUUAACCAACGCAAAGAAUACAUAUUAAGUGAAGAUCACUCAGAUACAGGCAACUAUCAGUUGUUUCAACUGCCUGCCUGAUUAAUAAAUAAUAAUUAUAAUAAAAGCAGAACUUGGUUAUAUGUAGGUACUAUGCAUAAUAGUUAAGAAUUGGUUGUUUACUUUGAAGUAAUGGAAUAUAAAUUUGUUAUUGUAAAUUGAUGUGUUCAAGCAUGCCAAAGAAACUAGGUAUACAUAUACCUAACCCACUGUUAAUAUUGUCUUGUAUAUAAAUUAAAAUAUUUCUCACAUAA